UUAGAUUCACUAGGACCAACAUAAUGGGUUUCACUGGGACCUUAGAGAAAUGCAAGGCCUGUGAUAAAACUGUUUAUUUCAUUGAAUUGGUGUCUGCUGAUGGAGUUCCUUAUCAUAAGAAGUGCUUCAAAUGCAGCCACUGCAAUGGACUUCUUGUGAUGAGCAGCUAUUCCUCAAUCGAUGGAGUUUUAUAUUGCAAACCUCAUUACGACCAGCUAUUCAAGGAGACUGGCAAUUUUACCAAGAAACUCCAAUCCUCGGGAGAGAAGAAAAAUGGCCUGACAAAGGCCCCAAGCAAACUCUCUUCCAUGUUCUCUGGCACCCAGGACAAAUGCGCAUCCUGUAAAAAAACUGUAUACCCACUAGAGAAGGUGACUGUGGAGGGAGAAUUCUUUCACAAGUCAUGCUUCAGGUGCUCUCAUGGAGGUUGCUUUAUCACACCAUCAUCCUACGCUGCUCUUGACGGUAUACUAUACUGCAAGGCCCACUUCUCGCAAUUGUUUAAGCAGAAGGGAAGCUAUAGUUAUCUCACCAAAACUUCCACGAUGAAGAAAAACGCAGUAAAUUUGCCAGAAGAAAAAUCUGAAGCAGAACAAAACCACUUAACAGUACCAGAAGCUAGCUCUGACUUAGCCAUUGCACAUGAGAAUGUGCAGAACUAGUUAUCAAUGCUGUAUUGCCCCUUUCACAUGCCUCUCAAGGGGACAUUGAGGUUACAGAAGUGGUUGCUCUCCUUUUUCCUUGUAAGGCAUGUGUCCAUAGAGAAGGGGAAACUGUUAAACAAAAUAAAUGGUAAAAAGAAAGUCUUUU
Messenger RNA from Populus euphratica (Euphrates poplar), 810 nucleotides. RefSeq names its product LIM domain-containing protein WLIM2b-like. Bases 24 to 662 code for a protein of 212 amino acids. The transcript has 5 exons. NCBI's taxonomy places the organism in Eukaryota, Viridiplantae, Streptophyta, Magnoliopsida, Malpighiales, Salicaceae. The record is from RefSeq and is a predicted model, not a curated record.